This is a messenger RNA of Trichophyton rubrum CBS 118892, 675 nucleotides long. RefSeq lists its product as uncharacterized. The transcript has a single exon. Gene Ontology annotation, biological process: regulation of DNA-templated transcription. Lineage: Eukaryota; Fungi; Ascomycota; Eurotiomycetes; Onygenales; Arthrodermataceae. Gene Ontology annotation, molecular function: zinc ion binding; DNA-binding transcription factor activity, RNA polymerase II-specific. The coding region runs from base 1 to 675 and encodes 224 amino acids. The record is from RefSeq and is a predicted model, not a curated record.
AUGAAUUCUCGAGAGCAUUCAGAGAUCCCGCCGGCUCCGUCAUACCCUUCCCCCAACGCUGCUCAGAUAGCGCAGGGCACCGUGUCUUACUAUGCCAACCAGCGCCAUCUGACCGCAGAUGAGCUUCAUUUGUCCGCAGAGCUGUCCCGCGAGGUUGCUGGGGCCAGCGUGGAUGGAGGGAACGCAGCGUCCGUAGCUGCUGCUGCCACUGCAGCUGCUGCGGCGGCGAACGGGCUGCCUCAUAGUCAGGGAAUGGUGCUGGGCUCUGGGUCCAACGCUGACGGAACAGUGGGCGUCGACCAGCAGCAGGUUCGCCAGCAGCAGCGACAGCAACAGCAGCAGGAUCACCAGGUGCAGCAGCCUUCUCAGGCCCAGCAGCAUAUGCUUCAGUUUUCGUCUACCCAGCAGUCUGGUGUCGACCCCAACCAUGACUUGAGCUAUGGGGACCAGAGCGCGCGUCGGAAGCGCUCAAAGGUCUCUCGCGCAUGUGAUGAGUGUCGUAGGAAGAAGGUUCGUCACUUUGUCAAAGCAUACUUAUUUCGUGUGUAUCUAAUCUUCUUUUUACUCACUGAUAUCUUUAGGUCCGAUGUGAUGCUACCUCUGAAGCUGGUGUCGAGACAUGCUCAAACUGUCGCCGUACCGGCGCAACAUGCGAGUUCAGCCGCGUUCCAAUGA